Messenger RNA from Dunckerocampus dactyliophorus (ringed pipefish), 1695 nucleotides. Its product is annotated as UDP-glucuronosyltransferase 2A3-like. The record is from RefSeq and is a predicted model, not a curated record. Gene Ontology annotation, molecular function: UDP-glycosyltransferase activity. The transcript is spliced from 2 exons. NCBI's taxonomy places the organism in Eukaryota, Metazoa, Chordata, Actinopteri, Syngnathiformes, Syngnathidae. Bases 115 to 1695 code for a protein of 526 amino acids.
GCUUACGUAAGCAACCUAGGGCUGUGUGCCUCACAUAAGGUGAGUUUUCGUCUGCCAUCCUGAGAGCUGCUCGUACCAUCCAGCACACCUGAAGUCUGCGAACACGCUUCAGACAUGUCCCGUCCGACACUGCUGGUGCUGGCUGUGCUACUCUGUGUUUCCCGCUGUGUGAUGGGGGGGAAGAUCCUGGUGUUCCCCAUGGACGGAAGCCACUGGAUCAACAUGAAAGUGCUCAUUGAGGAGCUUCACACCCGCGGCCAUGAGAUCACAGUUAUCCUGCACAGAGACAACUGGUACAUCAAGCCAGAGUCCAACCUCUACAAGACCAUCAACUUGAGUUUCUCGAGUGGCUUUAAUGAGCACAAUUUUGGUUCCUUUGUCACCAGAAUUUUGAAAAUGCGUCGAGAAGGCACCUCACUGUGGGCUAAUCUCGCACUAAAAUACGAAAUGAUGAAGCACUUCUAUGAGCUGAACAAGCAAGUGGUCCAGAUGUUGGGUGACAUCUUUGAGGACAAGGAGAUAAUGAAGAGCUUUCAUGAUGCCAAAUACGACAUGGUUCUGACGGACCCUGCCUUUGGUGGAGGUGUUCUCCUGGCUCACCGUUUGGGUCUUCCACUGGUUCUAAACGUCAGGUGGACCAUUCAAGGUGAAGGACAUCUUGCUAUCGCUCCCUCCCCUUUGUCUUAUGUCCCCAUUCCAGGAGUAGAGCUGACGGACAAGAUGACCUUCACUGAGCGGAUCAAGAACAUGAUGUAUUACUUCUUCACUCGCUUGUAUCUUUGGUACGUCUCUGACUCAGCCUACAAACCGUUCGUCCAUCGCUACUUUGGUCCAAAUGUACACUACAUGGAGCUCUUCCAAGCAGCAGACAUCUGGUUGAUGAGGACCGAUUUCACUUUUGAAUUCCCGCGCCCCACCAUGCCCAAUGUGGUCUACAUGGCAGGAUUUCAAUGCAAGCCGUCCAAGCCCCUCCCCAAAGAGCUGGAGGACUUUGUCCAAAGUUCUGGCGAGCACGGCGUCAUUGUGAUGACCUUGGGCACUUUAGUUGCCAACCUUCCUGAGGACAUCACCGCCAGCAUCGCCACCGUUUUUGCCCAACUACCUCAAAAGGUCAUGUGGAGACACCAGGGCAAACGUCCGUCCACACUCGGCAACAACACGCUGCUUUUGGAUUGGCUGCCUCAAAACGACUUGCUGGGUCACCCCAAGACCAAAGUGUUUGUGGCGCACGGCGGCACCAACGGAGUCCAGGAGGCCAUUUACCAUGGCGUCCCCCUCGUGGGCCUGCCCCUCAUGUUCGACCAGCAGGACAACCUCUUCAGGAUGAAGGUGAGGGGCGUGGCCAACGUGCUGGACAUCGCCACACUGAACGAGGACAACUUCCUGGCGGCUCUGAAGGCAGUGCUGUACGAACCGUCGUACCGCCAGAAUAUGAAGAGGCUGUCGGAGCUGCACAGGGACCAGCCCAUCAAGCCCCUGGACCGUGCCAUGUUCUGGAUCGAGUUUGUCAUGAGGCACAAGGGAGGGAAACACCUACGGACAGAGUCGUACAAGAUGUCCAAGAUCCAGUACUACUCCAUCGAUGUGCUGGCCUUUUUACUAGCGCUCAUGCUAACAGCCACAGCUGUUUUUAUUUCACUGCUAAAGUUUUUGUGGCGAAGGUUCCUUUCUAGAAGCAAACUGAAAAAAGAAUAA